Messenger RNA from Spinacia oleracea (spinach), 3258 nucleotides. RefSeq names its product synaptonemal complex protein 1. The coding region runs from base 297 to 2909 and encodes 870 amino acids. Gene Ontology annotation, biological process: reciprocal meiotic recombination. Lineage: Eukaryota; Viridiplantae; Streptophyta; Magnoliopsida; Caryophyllales; Amaranthaceae. The record is from RefSeq and is a predicted model, not a curated record. The transcript is spliced from 19 exons.
AAAUCCAAAACGCAUUUCCCAUUUCUCGCAUUUUCCCCAAAGCAGAAUGAUUCUCCGUGAAACGAAACCUAUAAAUAGCUCAAUAUGGCGCGAAAUUCAUUUCAAAUGCUCAGUUCUCUCUGAACUGAGAGAAGAAAGGUUAGAGAGGGAGACAGAGAAUAGAGAGAAAGAGAGGAAAGAAAGGGAGAAAUCAUUGAUUUCAGAGAUUCUUCAUCAGCCGUAGCUGCCGUCAUUCUAGGUCGCCGUAACCCAGUUCUGGUCGAGAGCUUCAAUCGGCGAUUAUCCGACACUUCAAAAUGCAGAAAUUAGGGUUUUUCGGCAUGAAAAGCUUAGAUCAAUUCAAAACCUUAACAGGAUCUGCUUCAGGAACAGGAACUGCGAGAACAUUGCAAAUUUCUUCGCGCUCAUCUACCGAUUCAAUUACAUCAGGAAAUUUCGCGAGCUUGAAGCUCACAGCUGAGAAAUUGGUGAAGGAACAAGCAUCUGUGAGAACCGACCUCGAUAUUGCGAAUUCGAAGUUGAAGAAAUCUCUGGAGCAUAUUCAUGCGCUGGAAGAGAAGCUACAAGCAGCUUGCAAUGAGAAUGCGAAGCUAAAAGUGAAGCAGAAAGAAGAUGAAAAGCUAUGGAAAGGUCUUGAAUCGAAGUUCUCUUCAACGAAAACCUUAUGCGAUCAACUCACUGAAACCUUGCAGGUCUUGGCUUCCCAAGUCCAGGACGCGGAGAAGGAUAAACAGUUGAUUGGAGAAAAAUUAACUGCGAAUUCGGCUGCAUUGGAUACUCUAAAUGAUCAAAUGAAGAGUUUAUCCCUUAAAUUGGAGUCAGCAGAAGAAAAUGUUAGAGAACGUGACCAGGCAUUUAAGGAACUCAAAGAGCAGAAAGAGGGACAAGAGGUGCUUUAUGAUGAUGAACGAUCCAAAACUAGCAAGCAUAUGGAGGAAAAAGAUGCUUUGAUCAAAUGCCUUGAAGCGGACCUAACCACUAGCAGAUUGACUGGUGAAAGUUUGAAGUCAAAAUUUGAUGAUGCGAGUAUGCAACUGAAAUUGAAAGAAGAGGAUCUUACCCGACUGAGAGUUUCUCUUGAAAAUUUGGAGAGGGAGAAAAUCGAUCUUCAAUCUAGCAAUGAUGACUUUUCCAAGAGAUUAGCAGCAUCAGUGCAAGAGACUCAAAAUCUUAAGGAUGUGGUUAAUGCUUUUGCUUCAAAACUGGUUGAAAUGGAUGAGCACAGUUUGGGUGUUUCAAACAAGAUUUCUGAGCUCUGCUCUGCCUAUGAUGCUUGUUCUAAGUUGGCGGAACAGGAAAGGGAUCUCACUGCCAAGCGUGCUCAGCGGAAGUAUGAUCUUCUGCAUCAUCAGCACGUGCAGUUAAAAUCAGAAAAGGAUGAACUUCAAUCAGUUAAUCAUGGAUUAAAGGAUAAGAUAGACGAGCUUCACAGAGCACAAGAGUCUGCAAUGGUGCAGCAUGCUGAAGAAUGUCACUCAACAGAAGAGAGGAUUAGGAAGUUAGAGUCUGAAAUAGAGGCUCUUUUUUCUAAGAAAACUGAAGCAGAAAAGUCUGUUGCCGAGUUGGAGGAGCAAGUUCGUAAUCUUUCAGAGAGCUUAGGGUCAUCUGAGAAUGAAAAGAACGAUCUGUUGAUCAAACUGUCGAAGCUAGAGUUGGAAAAGAAGGAGAACAUUGAGAAGCAGCAGGGAGAUAUACAGAAAAAGGAGGAAGAAAUUGAUGGUUUUCAUAAGGAGGUUUUGAAAAUCAAUCAGCAGGUGACAUCUUUGGAGGAGCAACUGAACAAGCUUCAGUCUGUUGUGGAGGAGAAGGAACAACUAAUCUCGCAAUACAAGGACAAAGAGAAGCAACUAGACAACCAAAACGCAGAGAUUCAGUCACAAUUAGUCACUGCAGAAGGAAAGCUUGGAGAAGCUAAGAAGCAGUACGAUGCUAUGCUUGAAUCUAAACAGUCAGAGCUCUCAAGGCAUUUGAAGGAAAUCUCUCAGAGGAAUGAUCAGGCAAUUAAUGACAUCAGGAAGAAGUAUGAAGUGGAGAAGCAAGAGAUUGUUAAUCUUGAGAAAGAGAAGGCAGACAUGACUGUUGCAGAGAUGGAAAGGGUGUGUGAGAAAAGACUUGAGAAGUGCAGUGAAGAAUCAAAGCAGAAUUUGGCUCGCAUCCAAGAAGAACAUAUCGCUCUGGUUGAUCGCAUGCAGAAGGAGCAUGAAAGAAAAGAAUCGAAUCUUAAAUCUGAUCACCUUGAAGAAAUGAAAAGUAUCCAGCUACAGGCUGAGGAUAAACUGAGAGAGAAAACAAUGACGCUUAGGACUGAGCAUGAAUCCCGGAUAAGAGCCUUAAGAUUGCAGCAUGAAGAUGAAUGUAAACAAAUUCAGCAGGAGCUGGAUCUUCAGAAAUCUAAAGAAGAAAGGCAAAGGGCUUUGUUACAGCUACAGUGGAAAGUGAUGAGCGACAUACCCCAAGAGGAUCAGGAAGUAAACUCGAAGAAGGAAUACUCCGUUUCAUCAGUCAAAAAGAGAGACACAAAUGGCACGAAAAAAAGCAUGCCUCCUCCGGAACCGCGUCACCAAAAUACAGUGCUGUCUCCAGUAUCAAGCUUGCUAAGGAAAGUAGAGAAAGGAAACGCUGGAAAUAUGGACAUGUCUAAGGAUGGGAGAAAGGCAACUCAUCGAGAAUUCGAUGAGGAAACAACUGGAGGAACCGUGACCAAAAGAAGAAAGACCAAGAACACUGUUAUGUUUGCGGAUCCAAGAAAACAUAAGAAGGUUGUUACUCCAAAAGCCAAUACUCCUAAAAGCUCCAUCAAGGCAACUAGAACAAUGGGUCUCUCUCAGCCUACCAAUAUUGGUGAUUUGUUUUCUGAAGGGUCUCUGAAUCCAUAUGCUGAUGGAGACGAUCCCUAUGCAUUUGAUUAAAGAUGACAACAGGUAGCGCGUUCCUUUCUUGUACAGGCCAACAAAUAUACAGCAGUUCAACUGGUUGCAGAGUUCCAGAAUGAUUCAGCUAAUGCAGUAUAUUCUCAUGUCCAGCUUUUAACUUCAGGAUCAAGUGUAAAUUCUUUUUGCAUAUUACAGGUCCGAAUUUAAAAAUUAGAACCAUGUCAAAAUAGUGUCAAUGUUGUAAGAUUUGACACUCAUUGUUUCACUGCUAAGUGAUACAAUCAACAUCAAGGAUAAGAUGAUAAUUGAGGAAGUGUGCAACUUUGUUUUGCCUCCUGAUUGAUUGAUUUCUGCUUUUGUCUUGAGAUUAGAUUCUUCAAGUACA